Messenger RNA from Ostrinia furnacalis (Asian corn borer), 5336 nucleotides. RefSeq names its product zinc finger and BTB domain-containing protein 17. Gene Ontology annotation, biological process: regulation of transcription by RNA polymerase II. Gene Ontology annotation, cellular component: nucleus. The record is from RefSeq and is a predicted model, not a curated record. The transcript has 8 exons. The coding region runs from base 172 to 1782 and encodes 536 amino acids. Lineage: Eukaryota; Metazoa; Arthropoda; Insecta; Lepidoptera; Crambidae. Gene Ontology annotation, molecular function: DNA binding; protein binding.
UUUAUUUUUCUUAUAUUGGUACGAGAUUUUAUUGAUUGUUUUCUUUCGUAAAAGAUUUUCGGCCAGACGGCGACUGAAAUUGCAAGUUACUGUGAUAUAUUUAUUUUCAAUAAUUAACUAUUCUUAUCAACAAAUUAAAUGAGCAGGGAUAUCGAGUUAUGUCUAUAAGUAAUGGAAGGUACAGAACUGGGUGGCGACCAGCAAUUCUGUUUGAGAUGGAACAAUUUUCAAGCGAAUAUAACUUCUCAAUUCGAGGCACUGCGCGAUGAUGAGGACUUCGUGGACGUCACCCUGGCAUGCGAAGGUCACAGGCUGGAGGCCCACAAAGUGGUUCUCUCAGCGUGUAGUCCUUAUUUCAAGGAAUUAUUCAAAAACAAUCCAUGUCCUCACCCCAUAAUAUUCAUGCGCGACUGCGAGGUGUCGCACGUACGCGCGCUCCUCCAGUUCAUGUACGUGGGGCAGGUCAACAUCGCGCAGGCGCAACUCUCGGCUUUCCUGCGCACCGCCGACGCGCUGCAGAUCCGCGGCCUCACAGACUGUUCGCAACACAACGACAAAAAAGUCAAUCGUAAAUCUCCUCCUUCCCAACUACGUAAUUUGCUCAGCGCCAAGCCGUCACAUUCUACCUCCUCCUCCAAAGCCGCAAGCCAAAACGUCGAGACCACCCCCGUCGAGGAAGACAAGAGCGCGCGCCGCUCGACGAGAAAUUCUCCCGAUGUUGCCAGAAAUAAUCUCAACGAAGAAGCUCCAUUUCAAACUUCUAGUCAAAUGAGGCCUAAUAAUGAUGACUAUAGCGAAACGUGCAACUACCCUUCUCUGAGGGUGAAAACUGAUCUCGAAGCGCCAGAAGUGAAAAAUGAGGAGAGCGAUAUUCUUAUGGAUCCCGGCGACGGGGACAGGGCCGACAAGUGUCAAGAGUUUAAUGCAUCAGAUCUUUUGGAACCAAAAAUGGAAGUCAUGGAACAAGAAGCUAGUGACGAGGAGCGUUCCAGCUUUCCGCCGAUGUACUAUGAAAAUAACGCAUUAGCGAACCCCUUCGCAGCUCUGCAAGGUAACGUGGAUCUCAUGAGCGGCAUCGGCACGGAGCUCCGGGACGACAACGCGGAAGUAGGGCGAUGGGACGGACGCCGCACGCGACCCGUGCCCGACGCGGUGUGGCUCGAACAACAUCGACGCGCGCUGCCCUUCGUGCUCAAGAGAGAGAACGAGCGAGAAGUUGCAGCACCAAGGCUGAUAAAGCUGGGCGAGGGAGUGGAAAUCCGGGAAGAAUUGCUCCGCGGCGUCAAGUGGGGCGACUAUCGGAAGGUGACGCGGGGGCUGGCGGCGGCGCUUUUUUCCCCCAUAGAGCUGGCCACGUGCUCCGUCACGGGACAGCGCUGGUCCCGCGCGGGGCAGGAGUCCCGGCCCACCAAGCCGCCUCUCGACCGCCGCAGAGUCCACGCCCUCAUAUCCUACGUCUCCCGACACUUCCCGGACGUAGAAGUCAGCAGGAUCAAGCAGGUGCUAGCGUACAAGUGCAAGGAGAACUGCGCCGCUCUAAGGAUGCGAACCGCCAGGCUGUCGAAUUGUUUCAGCGAGUCCACCAACUAUCUGCUGAGCGCGGCAGCUAGGCCGCCGCCCUGCGACGACGCGCCGGGCGGCAGCGCGCGACCGCCCUAUCCUAAUUUUGAAUCGUCGAAGGGCUCUGGGCCGCUGGGCGCGGGCGGGGGUGCGGGCGGGGGCGGGGCGGCGGCGGGCGAGUUCGGGCGCGCGGGCGACGAGCCCGAGGGCGCCGCGCAGUGAUGCCGCGUGCGCGCCGCACGUCUUUUGCAUAUCAAUUUCAUAAUCUUGUUAUUUUUUACCAAAAAUAAAAGAAAAUCGAACGAUACUCAUCGAGCGCCUCGUCGGCGCCGCGGACGCCGCCUACCAUCGUGGAUCGACGUUCGGCGGCCGCGGCGACCGCCGUCGGCGGCGAGUCGCACGUGUAAAAUAUUCAUAUUUAUUUAGGUGAUAUUUUUCUAUUGGCUACUGAUAAGAUUUUAUCUCGUUAUGUAUCCGCCGGCCGCGCCGGGGUGCAUUGUCGUACGUAAGGAGGUGUCGUGCCCGAAGCUCUAGCAAUAAUUUAUCAGGUUCCUAAGACAUGUUUUGUAGUUAGGUUCUAUUUGCACGAAUUUUUCGCGAACACUGCCGCUUGUUUUCUAAAUUUUUUUUUCGAGGAUAUUAGUCGUUUAGUCGCUUACUUUAUUUUAUAAAAAUGAGUCAUUUUCAGAGUUACGUUAAAAUUUGUAUAUGAGGCAUUUAAGUGCUGUACGAGGGACCGUUGCAAUUGCAAAGUAAAUAUAUCAAAAUGGCAUAAUUUUUAGGACUAACAUAGAGAUAUUAUAGUCAUUUCGUUUUAUAGGUGUAAAUGAUAAAGAAUUUAUUUUGGAGUGUCAGGUUUGGAUAUUGUAAAGUCUUUGGAGAGCUGUGAUCAUGAGGGAUAUAAUAUAAAGCAGUCAUAUUUUUAAAAUAUACAAUUAAGAGUUAUUACGUAAUAUUAUCGAGUGUACAGAAUACCGCGCGAGUCGCGGGCGCGCCGGCGGCGAGCGGGCGAACAUCGCGCGCACGUAUUUAUCAUAUCAAAAAAAGCAAUAACUAUUAUUUGAUAAAAAGAAUACUAUUUUUAAUUUUUAAAUACUAUUUUAAAGUUGUUAAUGAUGUAGUUAGUAAAUUUAAAAAAAUAUCUUGGAUGUCCACAGUCAUUUAUAUUGUUCUUUUGAACGUAAACUGAAAUCCUCAUAAUAAUUAUGUCUCACAUUAUACGUCAUAUCAUUUAACUUAGUUUUUUGACGUUUCGAUGAUAUCGUACAUUUUGUACAAUAACGUAUUUUAUAGAUCCGGUCGUUUAGCCGUUUGAAACGUGCAUGCAUAUCGCAGAUAUAAUAUGUAUUCGUAUUAGAUCCUGUUGACCGGGGUAGUGAAGCAGACACAAUCAACACGAGAACGACAAUCCAGCUGCCUGCGGGCCGAGCACCUGCCCGCAGCGGCCCGCAUUGGUGUACCUAUCAUAAGUUACAGUUACCAGAGUUAGGGUAUUUUAGUAGUCACGCAGUACUACGUAGUAAAUCUUACUAACUUGAACUAUUUUGCGAUGCCAAUCGAAGGUCUUAAUGCUCAAUUUUGCCAAAUUUUACUUGCCGAAAACGCGUCUUGUCUAUUAUUUUGUGUUUUAUCUGUAGUGCAGCCGUUCCCGACUCUCAGGUCUCUUUUAGAUUAUUUGAAUACGAUGGGAAUGGUCAUGGUUGCUCAAUAGGGUGUGUAACAUGGUGGGUUUAUGUGAAAUAAUUUUACCUAAAUUGGAAUUUUGGCCCAAUCAAAGUUAUAUCAUUAGGAAAAUAAAUUGAAAAUUUAAUUAUAAAUUAGGAAGAAUAAAUUGAGAGUUUAAAGAAUUUGCAAGUAUAAAUACUUAUGUGACGAAUGCUCGAGAUGCAAUAUGUUAAUUUAGUGCCAAAUGAUAUAAGUUAACUCGUAGCAAUAUAUUGUAUCCUAAUGCUCUUGUGUAAUUUCUCACGUAGUGUUAAUGACCUAUGAGGUUUCAAAGGUUUCUUUUACAAGACUAUAUAAUAAUAUAUUUAUACAGGGAAAGUGUUAGGUAAUGUAUUGUUGUUCGGAUCUAAGAGUGUUGUUGAGGUAAAAUACUCAUUGUGGCGGGGUGUAAAAAUAAACGUACCUUCCGACUCUCCCGAGUGAUCGCUCCGCGUGCCCCGUCCAAGACGGGCGGCGCGCGGCCUUUUCUAUCCUAGUCUAGUGUUUUGAUAUGUAUAUUAGAGGAAUUUAAAAUUCGUCGCAUUCGAACCGCAGUUAACCCGUCACGCGCCGGCGAAGGCCGCGCGUCGCGUAGCCUCUACCGUUAUUUUUACACUCUGUACUGUAUAUAGCACUGAAUGAGCAAAGGAACAAGAGAAUUUAUUUACUCAAAUAAGUUUUUUAAUUAUUUACUAUUAAUAAUUUUUUACUAAAUUUUAAUAUACAUUAUUUUGCAUUUUAUGAUUGUAAUGGCAGCUGUCCAUAUACAGUGUGACUAUUGAGUCGGUCUUACUUGAUUAGGGUUUCAUAAAUAAAUUGUAAAACGAUACAUCGAACAUGACACAUUGGGCACAAAUAUUUUUAACUAAAAAUGCUUUAGUUUCUUUCGCUUGCUAAUAUAAUGAAUGAAGAUAGUCAAAAACGUAACCGUAUUGUUCCUGACCUAGUGUCUGUUAAAUAGAGUUAAGUGGAACCCUAAAGUGAUUUUUCACUGAGCAGAUAUCUGUAACUUGUAUAUAUUGAGAACAACAUCGAUGCCACUGUGCGGAGCGUGCACAGCGUUGUGCCAAAAUUACGUACUAGUCUUUAAAACAAAUGUUGUUAUCAUUUUUCAGAUUUUAUUUAGUCCAGAAUGUGUUUGUUCCUGUGCUGUGAAAAAUAACAUUUUCUAACAAAUCAACACGCGGCGAGCGCACGAUGUGGUUGUAUUGUUAUGUUUUGGUAGUCAUUGUGGAUCUGUUGACAAAUCAAAUAAUUUGAUGUAAUAUUAAUAGAAUUGGAUUCGACCACAUUGUGUUAAGUGUAGAGUUAACCUUUACCUAGUAGAACAAAUUAUUGUAUAAAACUACGAUUUAAUAAUCGCCAUAAAUGACGACACUUGUAAAUGGAUUUACCUUGCAAGUUUUGCCCGUUGUCUGUAGUUUUAUAUCAUGAUCUAUAUAAGUUGCCUUGGAGGUGGCGUAGAUUUUAGAAAUUAUUGACAAAAUUAAAGGCAUAUAAUGCAUUUGAUUAGAAUGCCAUUUCCCUGGCUUUGAAAAAUGGGAUUAUGAUGGAUUGACAAAAUGUAUUUCCUUUAAAAGUUCCUUCAUAUAAUUCUCUUACUUUGUUGUUUCUUGGCAACUAACGUAUUGUUAUAUUUUAUUUUAUACUUGGUGGCAUUUAUUUACUUUAGAAGUUUUAUUUUUGGGAUGGAAAGAAGAGAAGAGGGGGAAAGAGAUGGGAAGGAAAGUCACAGGUAAAGCCCUAGGCAGAUCUGUGUACUUAUGAAAGUGGCCUUAAAUAAACAUUGUUUUCAAUUUUCUUUUAUUUUUACACUUAAAAGUGUAUUUUUCCAAAUAAUUGAUCUACGCCGUCUACACCGCGACAGUACGCAGGUACUUUGUGUCAUUGAAUGAGUCAAUCUAAUAAUUAUGUAACUAGAGUUAUGAAAGUUGUGUUGAUUUGUUGUUAUAUUUAAAUAGUAUUUAUAAAAUGCACAUUAUAAUUUAGCUUUGAGCUCGUGCAAUAUUAUUCCAAAUUGUUUAUAUAAAAUCUGUUAUAAUUAUUUCUAAAUUGUUAUAUAAAUAUUUUUG